Thermothelomyces thermophilus ATCC 42464 is the source of this 912-nucleotide messenger RNA. RefSeq lists its product as uncharacterized. NCBI's taxonomy places the organism in Eukaryota, Fungi, Ascomycota, Sordariomycetes, Sordariales, Chaetomiaceae. Bases 99 to 734 code for a protein of 211 amino acids. The transcript has 4 exons. The record is from RefSeq and is a predicted model, not a curated record.
CGGAUUACAGACAUACCUAGGCCGUGUUAAUCAUGACCGCAUCGUCUACCAACAUCCCUCGAUCGAGCAGUUGACUUGCCGGAUACGCAGCAGUAAGGAUGUUUACCAGACGGUUAUUCCACGCAAGAGAGUUGCGCAACUUCUCUAGGACUGUCUCAACAUUAGCUUCGAAUCCUAGCAUAAAAGUCUUCCCAAACCCUCAACAACCCAAUAGCUAUCUGCUGUCCUAUCUCGACACCACACCCCCAAACCCCUCCCUUGCCAUCGGCACGACCACCGCCGUACCGCCGACGCCUAACUCCUUCCAAAGCAAUCCGCGCUUCAUUUCCAUCCUCAACGAUGUCCUCGCUAAGCACGCCGCCGACGACCCAGGGCUGAAGAGUCAAGCGCGAGCGUUUGCGUCUCCUGGUGGCUUCACCUUCAUACAGGCGAGAAAUCAGCGGGGUACGGGCACCGGGGCGGGUGGUGCCAGUGCCGAAGGUGGUGCGGGAGGUGCCGGGGUGGGCGGCUGGGUGCACCUGAGUGAUUCGAGGAAUCCGCCUGACUUUGGGAGAAUCGCUUGGCCCGAGGAUAUUUUUGGCAGCGUGGAGGUUAACGGCAAAGGGGAAAUCAUUGGCAAUUACCAGGCCAGUGGCACGUACCGGAUUGUGACGAACCAGGGAAUUCUUGGCCUGAGUCCGUUCUUGCAAGAGAAGCUGAUAGCCAGGCUUCGGGAGGAAGAAAGUAAAUCAUGAUAAAUUGGGGUUGUUCAGUUGUAAGAUAUGCUGACGAUAUGAUAAUGUACAUACGAUUCCUAAUUGCCGGCUGCCAACGCCGCCGGAAGUCAGUAUGAAGAAGCAAGGUAACAUUCCAGCCCGCUAGACCUUUACCAUUAGGCUCUACAAUAGAGGCUCGAACAACCUCCCUUGCGGC